GCGGAGCUACGGAGGCUGCAUCGGCUGAGCCGCUUCAAACACCAUCCACGGGCACUCAGUCGUCGCGGACGGAGACCACCGGGUCGCGGGGGCACUGCAGCAGGAGCGGGGCGAGGUUCAUCUCCCAUCCGGCGGAGCUUUUCAUUUAUUGUUUUCCCUCGAAGGGGAGGCGCUGGAGCCGAGUGAGGAGCCACGAAAACAAGUCAUGAACGGGGAUAUUGUUUGCAAUUCACUUACUGUCUUAAGCCACACCAAGUCCACAUCACCAGGUCAGGAUGAAAAGAGGAUCAAGCUGACACAGGAAGGGAGAUGCCCUCCAAUAAUCUCACAGCAAAAUGAAGCUCAGUGGCAGGGAGAGGGCCGGAGAACACAUACCAUCGCUACACCAAAGGAUGCAAAGAGCCAGUGUUCACCCUUCUGGACAGAUGAACAACCGUCACCUCCGCAGCUCUACUGCCCUCAGACCUGCCUUCGUUCCCCCAGCGAAACCUCCCUGCCUCUCGGCAACAGCCAAUGCCACACUCUCCUCCUCACUGGCAAUGGAAGUGCACUCCGCGGUCACAAGAGGAGAGAUGUCCGCCCCAAGGUCGGGGGAAAGAAACCAUCUCGACGAAUUGCAGCUGGGAUAAACUCCCAUAACCGAAAAGUAACUGACUACUAUCCUAUAAGACGAAGCUCGAGGAAAAGUAAAAUUGCUUUAAAGUGUGAACAGAAGCAGCUCAUAGACGAUCUCAUCACAAAUGGAAUAGAGGAAGGAAUGGAGGUGCAACAUAUAGAAGGAAAGGGGAGAGGAGUGUUUGCCACUCGGUGUUUCGAGAAAGGCGAGUACGUGGUAGAGUACCACGGAGACCUGCUGCAGAUCACCGAUGCCAAGAAGAGGGAGGCCGAAUACGCUCAGAACCCGGCCACUGGCUGCUACAUGUACUACUUCCAGUACCUCUGCAAAACAUACUGUGUAGAUGCCACUAAAGAGUCUGAUCGAAUGGGUAGGUUGAUAAAUCACAGUAAAACUGGAAACUGCCAAACCAAACUCCAUGACAUCAAUGGCGUCCCUCACCUCAUUCUCGUCGCCUCCCGGGACGUGGACGAAGGCGAGGAGCUGCUCUAUGACUAUGGAGACCGCAGCAAAGCCUCUAUCGCAGCUCACCCAUGGCUCAAGUUCUGAUGGAGGGGCCUCCAAAAAAAGGGGAAACAUACAGUAACACUUGUGUUUCUCAUUUGCUAGUGUACAAAUUGCCUUAGAAACAGAAUGUGUACCCUUUUUGUUCCAAUACCAAGGAAGCCGGUUGGGUUGAGUAGCUGUUCAUGGGGCUGGAGGGUUGAUCGGGUACUUAUCAUGUUUCGAUUGGUCCAUCUGCCAAGUCAGAUGACGUGUAGUUUUAUUUAUAUGUGUAUAUGAGGCAUUCUAGUUGUUUUGCAGCACAUUUAUUUUGUACAUUUUUGUAUUUCCUAUAGACCAAUGCUUCUACAGCAUGCAGGUGGUAGUUGACGCUCUGCAUUUUUAUACAGCUUUUUCUUAAUUAGUGGUUAGAUACUUAGCAAUACUUCUAUUUAUGGCCCCAGAACUCCUUUGAAUCAGCGAGAAUUAUGGGAUGCAAAUGACAAAGCCUUUUUAAAGACAUAUUCUGUGGAAUUUUAAUUUCAGCCAUUAAAAUCAGACAACCUUCCAUUGUUUAGAGGGAGUGUAAUUGUUCACCACACCCAUGGUUCAGGAGGAAUUGUGGCUACUGAGUACAGAAAACAGUUGAUUCAAGUAUUAUACUUUUAAAGUUGGAAAUAAUAGUGUUCAACAAACACUUUCCUCCGGUUUUCAUGCCCGUUUUCUAUUCUUUAGCACUAAUAAUCUUUUAAUAUUUUAGGUGCAUAUUUGAAUUAAGUGUUCAAAUAUCCAGGGGAGUGCAGACAGUUUUUGUAUUUGUUUCUUUAAAGGCAAAUAAAUGAAAGUUUAUCAAUGAAUUACACUGGGUAAUAUGAUUAUGUAGUCAGUGUUUUCAGAAGUGAGGUCUCCUUUUUAAUUUUUUUCCAAGGAAUUCUUUACCUGGUGACAUUAUCUAUAUUACUGCUCUGUGUAAAUGUAUUUAUUGGCUUGCGGUUGCAAAGUCAGGGGCGAUUUCAAGAAAAGGUUUGAGCAUUUGGGAAAUAUGUUUGAGUUAAAUUUGAAUAUUUUUAUCCUAAAAUUCACUUUAUGAUUCUGAUGCUUGGAAGGCAUUUAGCCUGUCACAUUAAUCUGUUAUGUUCUGUGGCUGAAUUAGUUGAGAUGAAGGUAACGAGGAACAGAGAAGCUUUCAGUCGUAUUUGAUGUUCACAGAACCACUGACCAACAAAAUAUAUGCAACCUAUAGAAAGUUCACCUUUUAUCACUGAGCUAUGACUCAACAAACAUUUUGAAAUAUACUCGGUGUCUACUUUAUUAGGUACAUCAGUGAUCUCUAAUGCAAUCUAACACCAGCUCAUCCAUAAUUUCUUCCUUUACAAAUGUAAUAACUCUGUGUUAAUAUCACUAUAUUUUAAUUAUUGAGGUUGCAGUUUUAAAGCAGUCUUGAGACUCCAAGUUGUGUUCCCCUCAUUUACAAACAAGAGGAUAGAUGAACAUUAAAAAACAUUGCAGUCCAGUUGAACAUCACUGCAAACUACAACCUUUAUAAUUAAUGAAUAGUUGAAUUACCACCUUUCAGACGGUGUCUAGUAUAAAGCUAUUAUCUAAAUGUAGAAUUAAUGGUUAUUAUUAUGAGCACAGAAGCAGCAGAUUCAUUGGAAUAUAGUUUAACUUUUUGUGUCGAGGGAAACUUGGCCCACAAAUAAAAGCAUCAAAUCUGAGUCCUCAGGCUGCUUCCAGCCUUUCUGCUAAGCUAAGCUAAUUGUAGCUUCAUAUUUAGCAAGAGUGCUAUCAGUGUUUUAAUUUAACUCUCUGCAAGAAAGCAAAGAAACAUGUUUCCCAAAAUGUCAGAUUUUUCAUUUAAAAGUAAACAGGCUAAAGUAUCUGCAGGGAAAACACAUGAAUUUCAUGUUCACUCAACAUGCAGACAUGGGUCUGAUGGACUGGUGCACUCCCUCUAUAUAACAUAGAAUUUCUACACAUCGGGGGGGUUUCGAACUCACAAAGCUGUCAUCUUCUUCACAACCCGAUAUUCAAUGUGAAAAGUAAUUAUUUAUAAUUUAGUUUAGCUGAACUGCCAACAGGUCAUUUGUGUUUUACUUGACAUUUUAUCCGUUUUUCAAAUGUUUUACUGAAGUCAGAAGGUCCACGAGUUCUGUCACACACAAUAACUUACUCAAAAUGUUUAUCCUGUUUCUCUUUUCAAUUAACCAGAAAACCACUUGACUUUUGUUUUUUUUAUACUUUGGCUUGAAAAAUCAUUUAAGCAAUUGACCAUAUAUCAUAUCUAAAAAUGAUUGAUGUUGAUCAACUAAUUGUUUUAACCCCUUAUAAAAAAGAAUCAGUAUUUUACUUUGACUAAUCCCACUUCUUUUGUCGUAUAUUAUGUUACCACAGAAAAAUGGCCACAUGCUGUUCAGCAGCUGUGAUGUUGAUCCUUACUGCGUAACCCACUGGAAAGGAAGCAGCAGAAUCCUCUGUCUGUCACUGGGGACGGUUUAAAGUAGAACAAUCUGUUUUAAAGGAUAAGACGGUGAAAUGUCUCGGCAGACAUGGACAUAUGCAUCCUCACUUCUUCUAGCAGGGUAACACAUGAAUUCAUUCACUUGUGGUGUCUCUAGUAUGAUGUAAAUUUGGGUAGUUUAAUGUAAUUGUUUCGCGGGAUCCUGGGGUUCCGUCUUAAUAGGAAUAGUUUCACGGUUUGGGAAGCUCACUUAUUUGCAGUUUUGCCAGAGAGUAGAGGAGAAUAUUAUUUCCUUUCAUUAUUUAUUAUUUUUGUUGCAGCUAACGUGGGACUUGACCAAAUGACAUCCAUCCUCUUUUCGUACAUCCCUUAAUCAUGAGAGGACAACUGCGGUUCUUAAAGUUUCCCAAAUAUUCAGUAUAUUAUUGAAUUCCAGGAUUCUUUUGAUUCCAUGUUUCAAUAUCAUUCAAACACUAAAAGUAUCAUCAGUGUUAAAACGAAGAGCCCAUGUGAGAAAGAGAGGUUUAGGAAAUACACUGUGUGUAAAGCAUAAAAAUCCAUUUCCUUCUUCCUGUACAUGUUCCCUGUCACCUCUAACAGUAGCAUUGUGUUGAAAGUGUGAAAUGUUUUCAUAUGAGCCUUUCUUAAACAAAUAUCUUCUGGGUUAUUUCAUGUUUUUCUAUGUAGAACUAAUGCAAUAAUAUCUGAGGGAAAGAACUGACCUGUUGGCCAUUUUAGGACAUAAUAAAUCUUUGCUGUUGUAGCGUUGAAUAAAUCAUAAUGCUGGGGUUAAGGCAUCGAUGAAUAAAGAUGUGUUAUGCAAGUAA
This is a messenger RNA of Limanda limanda (common dab), 4387 nucleotides long. It is a transcript of the gene kmt5aa, whose product is annotated as lysine methyltransferase 5Aa. NCBI's taxonomy places the organism in Eukaryota, Metazoa, Chordata, Actinopteri, Pleuronectiformes, Pleuronectidae. The coding region runs from base 206 to 1165 and encodes 319 amino acids. The record is from RefSeq and is a predicted model, not a curated record. The transcript is spliced from 8 exons. Gene Ontology annotation, molecular function: protein binding; histone H4K20 methyltransferase activity.